Jaculus jaculus (lesser Egyptian jerboa) is the source of this 1065-nucleotide messenger RNA. RefSeq names its product shieldin complex subunit 3 (gene Shld3). Bases 222 to 986 code for a protein of 254 amino acids. The transcript has 2 exons. Gene Ontology annotation, biological process: negative regulation of double-strand break repair via homologous recombination; positive regulation of double-strand break repair via nonhomologous end joining; positive regulation of isotype switching. The record is from RefSeq and is a predicted model, not a curated record. NCBI's taxonomy places the organism in Eukaryota, Metazoa, Chordata, Mammalia, Rodentia, Dipodidae.
CCGGGGUGUUUUCGCGCUUUUCCGGCGUCUCCCGGCUUGGGUGAACCUCUGCAGCACCCGUAGGCCGUGGAUCUGAAAGUGCGGGUCCAAAAUGGAAGUGAAUCCCCCCAAACAAGAGCACCUGCUGGCGCUGAAAGGUCCUGUGCCCUGUGGUAUGACAAGAGAGUCAGUGUUGUAUUAAUACAUUACAUUCUAGCUCUGAAGAAUUCAGCCAAGAACUAAUGGAUUACUGCAGAAUGACUACGGAAGUAAUAUUACAUUAUCGACCACAUGAGAGUGAUCCCAAACAACUGCUAAAAAUUGCAGAAAAGGCAAUUCAAGACUUCCCUACUCGUCCGUUAUCAAGAUUCAUUCCUUGGUUUCCACACGAUGGGUCCAAAGUUCCACUCAAACCUAAAGGAUUACCACCGGUCAUUUGUGGAGAGGCAGCUGAGAAUGUCAAACAGUGCUUAACUAUUUCAGACCAUAAUAUUAAAUCAAAGAGUUAUGAUUGCACAGUAGAUCUCUUGGAAUUUCAACCCAAUUUGAAAAAACGGUCUUUAAUUCAGUCACAGACACUGAAAGAACAGACUAAUUCUGAAAAUCUGGACAAAAAUUCAGAAAAAGGAAAACAACACAAGAGGUCUUGGAGUAUUUCACUUGUCAGAAAAAAUUGUACAGGAAAGAUUACCCCUUUGUCUAAAAAGCUACAGGACAGUUUAAAGACACUAAAUUUGCACUCACUUUAUAGAGCAAGAUGGACAAUAGAACACACUGUUUGCAACAAUCAGACCCUGGAAGACAUUUGGGCUAAACUCAAUCACAUUAUUAGGCAUGGUGAACUUCCUUCUUGUAAUGCUACAAUUCAGAGAUCUUUAGGCCAAAUAUGGGUGUUCUGUGAUAUUAUGUACUGUGAAUAUGUAGGAAAUCUUCUUAAAGGAAGAUUAGCUCUGACUGGGAAAAUUGAUUUAUUUGUGCAUAAGUAUGGUGUUAUUUUUAGUAUGUAAUGAAUUCUACUGGUUGUCAACCUUAUUCUAAAUGGACUGAGUUAGCACAAUGAAUAAAUUCUAAUGGUCAUUAACAUUC